UAAUUAUCGGGUUUUCACGUUGUCGAGAAAACGAGGACGAGCGAACUUAGGGUUGGCGAACUCGUGUUCAGAGGAGGCGUCUCAUCCCUGUAACUAGUCCAGUCGGUCGGUCGGUCGUCGCAGCUUCGAUGCUCUCGCUCAGGAAUCAGCCGACAGCUGGCUCAUGGAACCGGUCUCUCGACGCGGGCGGCUGGUCCGGACGGUCGCACCUGGCUCCCUUUUAUAGCAUCACGCCUCGUAUUUCGUAUAAAGAAUAAUAUAUCGUCCCGCAUCUCCCUCUGAGCCAGCUCAGUCCAUCAGCAUGUGCUACCCCGUAGAGCUCACCAAUGUCCCCUGUCCAAUGUGCAAGGUCUUCAAGCCAACCGGCGCAAGGUGUCCUCACAUCAAAGACAUCUGCUCGAAUAGGGCCCUUCACCCCCGUCAUGACGUAGCCCAUCUGAGGAAUGCAGAGGUCAAGUCUUUCAAUGGCUGUGGCUACUGCAAGUGGGCUCGUUCCAACCCUCCUGCCAAGCUUUCUGGUCACUACAACCCUGGUUGGCCUGGUUGUUGUCGACCCCCCACUUCCAGCGAACAGCGCCUCAUACAGGCUGCUGAUUGGCCAACUGUCAGCAUCGUUCAUAAUAUACCCAUGCCUCCCGAGAUCAAAUCUAUUCUGGAAAAUCUGGCAUCGAGAGGUAGUCCGUUACCCGGUAUGACAUCUUCUAGCCGUAGCCAAGGUCCCCAAGCUAUCGUGCCUUCUUUGGAUCGUCGGAACAGCGGAAAUAGUCCGACGAUCCGGGCCAGCCCGUCGCCCGCGAAAACGCAGCCUGUCUCGAUUCCCGCCAGGGGGACACGUCCUGGUGGAAGUCCCGUCCAACAGAAUUCCUCCCUCGCCGGCACUACACCCCGUGCAGCAGGCCCUUUGUCAUCAAGCACCAACACCCAUCUUGAUCAUUCUUCGAUUUCUCGUCGCCAAACUUACACUGAAGGAUCAGCAGAUAAGUCGCGGGCCCCUUCGGUCCGGAGGGCCACGGAUGCAGAUGGGACCUUGUCUAGGCGCUCUGCUAGUGUCCGCCCAUCCUUGUCAGCAGUUGCACCAUCCUUUAACUCUUCGAAGAGUUUCGGUGAUUAUUCCCCCCAACACCAUCCAUUGCCAUAUCCGCCAGUGCCACACCCGUCACCUGUAGAGUCAAAUACUCUGUCCUCACAAGAGGCCCCUUCUGAUCGCACCCCAUUUUCGAGAAGACCGGCCCUGGAAAGCGUGAUGGCUGCACUAGACAUUGGCAAUUCUUCAGAAAGUAGCAGCGAUAGUGGUAGUUCGCGAGGCUCGGGAUCGGAUGCGACCGUCAUCUCUGAUGGAGCAUUUACGGACUACCUGUCAGACGAGUCCGAAGCAGAACUUCAGAGACAAGCGGAGGCCAAGGCCGCCCUGGUCGCCCAGAAUCAAGCAGAGGAACAAGAGUUCAAAGCUGCAAGGCAACAACUUGUAGGAGUUGGCCUGCGACCACCGAAGUCAUGGAAUGAUACUAACGACAAUUUGCUUCGCACUUCUUCUCAUACGCAUUAUUCUGCCUAUGGCUCUGCCCCUUACGCGCCUACCCCUGUUGCACAUCAUGCGCGUUGAUGGUGUUACAGUUUGCUGUUGUGGACUGCUCUAUGAGGUGUUUCCUCUGUGUUUAUACAUAUAACAGCUAUGGGUCUCUCGUAUAUACGAUGUAUGAAUAUUGGGUGUAGAGAUUGUAGACUUGCUAGUGUCAUUCGGCGUCCCCUAUCUUGACCAAGUAUGGUAAUGACACUGGUAC
Pisolithus orientalis is the source of this 1781-nucleotide messenger RNA. RefSeq lists its product as uncharacterized. The transcript is spliced from 4 exons. Bases 302 to 1603 code for a protein of 433 amino acids. NCBI's taxonomy places the organism in Eukaryota, Fungi, Basidiomycota, Agaricomycetes, Boletales, Pisolithaceae. The record is from RefSeq and is a predicted model, not a curated record.